AGAGGCCGCCAGGGCUGAGUGGGAUCACACAGGAUCCGGAGCUGGUGCUGAUAACAGCGGAAUUCCCCCUUUACCUCUCUCCUUGGUCCUGGAAUAACUCUACUGCUCACCAAGUAGCCAUAAAAUAUUAUAAUAAACCCUCAGCAUUUGUUCAGUAGUUUUGUGAAAGUCUCAAAUAAAGGAGACAUAAACAAAGAAUUUUAUGUGAAGGAGUCAAAAUAUAUAAUUCUCUAGGGAUUUAAAAAAAACAAAAACGAAAAUGCCAGCUGAUAUAAUGGAGAAAAAUUCCUCGUCCCCGGUGGCUGCCACCCCAGCCAGUGUCAACACGACACCGGAUAAACCAAAGACAGCAUCUGAGCACAGAAAGUCAUCAAAGCCUAUCAUGGAGAAAAGACGAAGAGCAAGAAUAAAUGAAAGUCUGAGCCAGCUGAAAACACUCAUUUUGGAUGCUCUUAAGAAAGAUAGUUCGCGGCAUUCCAAGCUCGAGAAGGCGGACAUCCUGGAAAUGACAGUGAAGCACCUCCGGAACCUGCAGCGGGCGCAGAUGACGGCCGCGCUAAGCACAGACCCGAGCGUAUUGGGGAAGUACCGCGCCGGCUUCAGUGAGUGCAUGAACGAGGUGACCCGCUUCCUGUCCACGUGCGAGGGCGUUAACACCGAGGUGCGCACCCGGCUGCUCGGCCACCUGGCCAACUGCAUGACCCAGAUCAACGCCAUGACCUACCCUGGGCAGCCGCACCCCGCCUUGCAGGCGCCGCCGCCGCCCCCGCCAGGCCCCGGGGGCCCCCAGCACGCGCCAUUCGCGCCGCCGCCGCUAGUGCCCAUCCCCGGGGGUGCGGCGCCCCCUCCCGGCGGCGCUCCCUGCAAGCUGGGAAGCCCGGCCGGCGAGGCGGCCAAGGUAUUCGGCGGCUUCCAGGUUGUGCCGGCUCCUGACGGCCAGUUUGCUUUCCUCAUCCCCAACGGGGCCUUUGCUCACAGCGGCCCGGUCAUCCCCGUCUACACGAGCAACAGCGGGACCUCCGUGGGCCCCAAUGCAGUGUCGCCUUCCAGCGGCCCCUCGCUCACGGCCGACUCCAUGUGGAGGCCGUGGCGGAACUGAGCGGCUCAGACCACCCCUCCCCCUAAACUCCCCAACCCACCUUUUUUCCCUCCGGACACUAAACAGGGACUUGGACCUUGGGAGAGAAGACGACUUUCAUGAUUAAGUGGUUACUUCGGUUUUUUAAUUUCUAAAAGGUUACUUUUUUGUAGAGAGCUGUUUUAAGUGGCUGACCAUGCACUAUAUUUGUAUAUAUUUUAUAUGUUCAUAUUGGAUUGCGCCUUUGUAUUAUAAAAGUUAAGAUGACAUUUCGUUUUUUACACGAGAUUUCUUUUUUAUGUGAUGCCAAAGAUGUUUGAAGAUGCUCUUAAAAUGUCUUCCUUUUGGGAAGUUUAUUUGAGAAAAUAUAAUAAAAGAAAAAAGAGUGCAGGUUUUUUUGUCUUAGAAUUGACUAUUUCAGAAUAUGUAAAGAGGCCCUAGGCAGAAUUUGAAUUACAUGUAAUCUGGGUUUUUUUUUAAUGUAAUCGGCUCUUUUGUUAUUAAAAACAACUUUUUAUAAAAAUCUUAUCAAACCUCUUACCAAUCCUCCAUGAGCUAGAAGACUCAAUUCCACUGAAUUUACAAGAACUCACGAGAUAUGGCUUCUCUGAUCAAUUCGUGGUUUCUUCAAGGAUAUACAUUUUUUAAAGUUGCAGCUGAGCAAGUCAGUUCAGCCCUGGCUCUCACACUAGCUCCUUCUGAGGAAGGCCAAGUGCCACUGAGUUCAUGGUCCACUGCACGUUAAGGGUGGCACCUGGUGGCGCAGUGGCUAAGAACUCAGGCUGCUAAUCAAAAGGUAGGCGGUUGGAAUCCAUCAGCCACUCCUUGGAAACCCUGUGGGGCAAUUGUACUCGGUCCUAAAGGGUCGCUGUCAGAACCGACUCCAUGGCAAUGGGUCUGCAGCGCUACUGCCUCGGGUAGCUUACCAAUAUCCAAAGUAAAAACACUCUACCGCAGCCUCCCGGGUCGGGGACUUCAUUAAUUAGUUCACCCUUUAAUGGCAGCUCCCUUGCACAGGCAUCCGAAAGUCUGAAAUGCCUCUCUGCACCCUCUUCAAGCAAGCUGAGAAGGUCAACAGAUUCCUUCUGCCAAGGGACAGCUAGUUAGACUCCCAAGUGGAGCCGGAACCCAGAUGAUUAACACCAGACAUGUGUUUUUGAUAAGUUUCUGUGCUUGGCUCUAAUAGAGAAAGCAUGUGGGGCCGGGCUGGCAGGCACACAGGCCAUCUUCCCCUUUGAAUACAAACAGCCAACGACCCCUUCCCUUGGUCAUGCCCCAUUUCCAGGCAAGAUGUGGGCUCCAGAUAGAAGCAAAAGGGUUGUCUCGGGUUUCAGCUCACAUAACCCUCCUUAACAAGCCCUAACUCAAAGCGGACAGCUUUAAACUGUGCCAGGAUCUGCAGGGAAUUUCUUCCAAAUCCCAUCACAAAGGCUUGUCAGAUUUUGUCAGAUUUGGCCAGGUGUUUGACUGCAUCCAGGUGUUGGGGAAAUGAAAACCACGAGCCCUGCGAGACCAGACACAUCAGCCGCGCUGUGGGUCUGGCGGGCGCGCCCUCCUCCCGCACCGCUGGCCAGUACUCCUCCCCGCCCUCGCCCCUCCCGCCGGCCUCCUCCCACGCCCCCCUCCCUUCUCUUCUCAGAAUGGCUUCUGGGAGGAGAAGGAUGAGGCGGGAGAGAUCAAUCUUUGAAGCCUUCCUAACAAAGAUAAAGCCAACGAUUUUCUGUCUUGUUUCAAAAGCUUUACCUCUCCCCCGCCUUGCUCGGGCCUUUCCCACAGGCCAGUGUGGAGAGCAGCAGCUCUACCACUGGAAUGAUCUAGAAGACAGCAGUCAGUUUUCUAUCCAAAUACCUUCGGACCCAGCUUCAGCCGCAGAGAGGUUUAAAAGAUGCAUUUUUGAAUCUGGCUCCCACUUGCUUCAUUUUGUGUACGCGGAAGGUGUGUAAUCACCUCCCUCCCUCCAAAAGAAAUACACUCGCUUCUUGUAUCAUUUUUUGGAGUUUUCCCUCUUGUUUAAAUACAAACAUCCUAACAAUUGCUCCAUUAAGACACCCAACCCUAGCUCAAAUGCUUGAUUUGAUAAGCCUGACCUCUGGCCCCACCACGAGUUCUUAACAGUCCUGGGUGAAGUAUUUGAGGCACCAGGUUUCCAGUUUUAUAAAGUAAUUCCCUUACAUUUAUGUCCUUAAAAUAGUGCAGUCUCCACACAACCGAAGGUUAAAUCCCUCCCUAGGCUGAAAGGGAAAAACCGAAAAGGUGCAUUUUCAUUAAUAUCACCGAAAUCACAUAAAUAUCUUCCUAAGAGAAAAACAAAUUGAAGGAAAAUUAAACAUUUGUCUAUUUGCAUAUAAUUGGUAGUUCGAAAAGACAAUUUUAUUCUCCCUGAAAUUUGGGUUUAGAGUUUUAGGAGAGGCAUUUGUUCCUGUACAAUAUGGCAAGGGGCAUGGGGAUGGAGACAUUAGAACUUUUAGGUUCUUGUCCCGGUUUUGCUACAAAACUCACCAUGUGACCUUGGAUAAGUCAUUUCCCUUCCUUGGGACCCGGUUCUGUGGCUAAAACGAGUGGGUUUGUUUCUAAGGCUCUGCGCCUUGUCUCUGCAGUCAGUAGCAGGGGGAGAGGCAAAAUUUCAAAAACUUCAAUCCUGCCUGCCCCCCACAGGUCCCUCGGGCUGGCCUAAUUAUCCGGCUCCGGGCACGCCCAGCGCUGCGAAUCUCGCCCGGAGAUAAGGCACAGCUCGGCGCUGCGGGCGCGAGCCGCCGGCAUGGGCUGCCACUUGCAUUAACUUAUCAAUGGAGACCUUUCGGGGCCUCGGCCUCCCACUGUUGCCCGCAGCAUCCGGAGCGAGAAAGGCGCCAAUCUGGAAGGGGGACCCUGCUGGGUAAAGACAAGAACCUUCUCUAAGUGGUGCGUUAAGCGCCACACGGAGGCGCGCCCUAUUCCACCCCCACGUGUUUCUGGAGUGGGGACCCAGUGGGGUUAAAUUGGACCCCCUCAUCGUCACCACCAUCCCGGGAAACCUGUCAUUAAAGUCAA
Loxodonta africana (African savanna elephant) is the source of this 4108-nucleotide messenger RNA. RefSeq names its product hes family bHLH transcription factor 1 (gene HES1). The record is from RefSeq and is a predicted model, not a curated record. Gene Ontology annotation, molecular function: E-box binding; protein dimerization activity; DNA-binding transcription factor activity, RNA polymerase II-specific. Gene Ontology annotation, cellular component: nucleus. The coding region runs from base 260 to 1099 and encodes 279 amino acids. The transcript has 4 exons. Gene Ontology annotation, biological process: regulation of transcription by RNA polymerase II; anterior/posterior pattern specification; negative regulation of neuron differentiation. Lineage: Eukaryota; Metazoa; Chordata; Mammalia; Proboscidea; Elephantidae.